UAGUACUGGCACCUUGUAGUUUUAGUAGAUCGCCAUUUUGUAAAACGGUCACACUGGUUUGUAAACAAGUGAGAAACAAACGAUCUUGCAAAUUUUAAAAUAUAAUUAUUAGGACCGAGGACGAUAAUAUAUUAAAAAUCAUAUUUUCUUCUUAAAAAAAAUGUCAACUGAUAAGUUUAACAACUUUUUAAAAGCCGUGGAAUCGGUUAAAAAAGACUAUACAUGUGGAUAUUGCAAAGAAAUGUGCGUAAAACCUGUUACACUAAGCUCUUGUUUUCAUAUGAUUUGUUCAGAUCACUUUAAAAACUUGAAACUUUGUCCCACAUGCAAGAUACCACUUGAUGGUUGUAUAUCAUAUGAAGACAAACAAUUGGAGACAUGUGUGGAAUCUAUUAAGGAACUUAAUAAAUUGUGUAAAGAUUUGAGACCGACGACUAAAGAAGCUCCUGAAGCGACAAAAACUUCAAAGAGUAAUAAAAAAUCCGAAUCAGGUCAGGAAAAGAAACAGAAAGUAUUAAAAUCAGAUAAAAACACCUCUUUAUUAUCCAAUACAACUACAAAAGGUAUUGAGAAAAAGAACAGUAAAGGGGAAACCGUUCUUCAUGUAGCAUGCAGACAAGGCAAAGUUGACAGAGCCGUGGACUUGCUAAAUAUGGGGGCAAAUUCCAAUACAAAAGACAAUGCUGGUUGGACACCACUACAUGAAGUCGUACAAAAUGGUAAUUUAGAAUUAGUCAGACUUCUUUUGCAAUUUAAUACCCUUAUAGAUGUUCCAGGGCAGAAUAAUGAGACACCUCUUCAUGAAGCUAUUAGGUAUAAUCAUGUAGAUAUUGCUAUAGAAUUAGUUAAGAAUGGUGCGGACCUAGAAGCACGAAAUUGUAAAGGGGAAACUCCAUUACAGUUAGCCACAGAGGAAGUAAAAUCUAUGUUAUUAGAAGCUGCUGAAGAUUUACAGCAAACACAAGGUGUUAACAUUACACAUAUUGCAAAUAUACAUUCUGACUUAGAUUUUGAAGACAUAAGAGUAUUCUGUUUAUCUCAAGUUCGAUCAGUUUCAAAUAAGUUAAAGCUAUUAGCUAAGAGUCAUUCUAAUUUACACCUGGAAGCAAAAUUUACAAGGAAAGUCACUCAUUUAGUAACUGAAGAAGUGGAUGGUGUAUGUGUACCCAGCACAGAUAUAUUACAAGGGAUUGUAAAUGGUGUUUGGAUUUUAUCAAGCCAAUGGGUAAACAAAUCAACCGAGGACUCUUUGGAACACUUUGAAGAGUAUGAAGUAAAGGGUAUUGGCAAUAAGUUAUAUAGAGGGCCUAAAAUUUCCAGAUACAACAAAUACAAACAGUUGCCCGGACUCUUUGACGGCUGUCAUUUCUAUUUACACAAUUUUACAACUAAAUAUGAAAUCUCCAAAAAUCUUGUAUUGACAAAAGCAAUUUUAUCCAAAUUGAUAACAGACGCUGGUGGCAUUGUAUUACGCCGUGUACCCAAUCCAGAGUUAAUUCCGGAUUCUGAAAAACUUAUUCCAUAUCAUGCUAAGAAGGGAGGUAAAUUAGAGAUAUGCUCACAUUACAUUAUAUUCAAAGAUAUCUAUGAACCAAUGUACAAUAUGGCACAUAUCAAAGCUUUACCUCUUGGAUGGCUUAUAGAAUGUAUUGAAAAAUAUGAAUUAUGUGAUCCAUGAGCUUUCAGCAACGUAACUCUUAAGGUGAGACUCUUUCAUUAGAUUGUUACAUUACAUUAGUAAGUCUAGGCUAACACAGAAGAAUUGAGUUUAGUUUUAUGUAAUUUUGUUAUUUAAUAGGUAUGAUUAGCUUAUAAUUUGAAUAAGAAUUGUUUUUAAAUUUGAUAUGUUCUAUUUUUAUAUGCUGAAGAAUGUUAAAUGUGCCUUAUUUAUAAUCUAUUAGUAAUAAUAGCCUGUGAUAUAUGCUUUAAUGUAUGCAACUACCCAUUAACUGAAAUAGUAUAGCUGAUUGCUGUAGUUAAAAAGUAGUCUAAACAAAAAGAUAAUAAAUAAAAAUAAUAAAACAUAAAAAAUGUUUAUGACUGUUGGAAAUUCGUGGAAACAGAUAGUAAGAUUGUUCAGUUGCUGAUGAUGUUCAAUCAUGCGCUGCCAAUUAAUUAUUGUUAAAGAGUUUUUGUUAAAUUAACAUUUUUAAUUAGUAAUUGGAAAAAAUUAGAAAUAUAUUUUCUUGGAAGUUACACUUAUUAUAUAAAUUCAUAAGUGAAGGAUCAAAUAUACUAUUUAUAUAAACCAACACAAUAAAAUUGUUUAAAUCUAUAAUAUUAACGUUUUCUCUAAGAAAGUUGUAUUUUAGGAAAUAUUUGGGAUCAAUUCUUUAUUAAAAAUAAUAUAGAUCCUAUUUUUCUGAAAAAAUUUUAUUACUGUGUUUACCAACAAUGUGUCUGCAGUCUUGGAGAAAUUAUUUUACUCAUUACAGUUUUUAGAAGCCUAUUCCAGUCAGCCACUAUCGUUUCGGGAGAAUAUUUGUAGAGAACUUGCAUUAUAUUGUAAAAAAUAUUGUAUUAAAAAUAAAUAUAUAUUACUUAA
Messenger RNA from Pieris rapae (cabbage white), 2545 nucleotides. RefSeq names its product BRCA1-associated RING domain protein 1. The transcript has a single exon. Gene Ontology annotation, molecular function: protein binding. The record is from RefSeq and is a predicted model, not a curated record. Lineage: Eukaryota; Metazoa; Arthropoda; Insecta; Lepidoptera; Pieridae. The coding region runs from base 161 to 1678 and encodes 505 amino acids.